AUGCGGGCUGCGCAGCCGCCCGCCGCGCGGCCCGGGCGCGCCCCGCUGCGGGAGCUGCGGCUGCAGCCGGGCGCCGAGCGAACCUGCCUGACGCCGCUGCUGCAUCGCCUGCGGCUCAAGGACCAUGAUGGCACCAGUCCGGGACCGUGCACCCCGGGGCCCCCUGGCAGCAUUCCCCCAAGGCUGUACACCCCAGGCCCCCCCAGCAGCAUCCCCCUGGGGUUGUGCACCCCAGGGUCCCCUGGCAGCACCACCCUAGGGCCCACCAGUAGCAGCAUCCCCCUGGGGUUGUGCACCCCAGGGUCCCCUGGCAGCACCACCCCAGGGCCCUCCAGCAGUAUGCCCUUGGGGCCAUGCACCCCGGGGUCUCCUGGCAGUACCACCCUGGGACCCCUCAGCAGUGUCACCGCAGUGCCGUGCACUCUGGGGCCCUCUGGCAGCACCACCCUGGGGCUCUGCAGCCCAGAGCCCCCCAGCAGUGCCAUCCUGCAGCCCCCUGGUAGCACCAGGGCCCUGGAGCCCCUUGCAAGCUCCCCCCUGGGGCCAAGCACCCUGGAGCCCCACAGCAGCGCCGCACCAGGUCCCUGCACCCUGGAGCCCCCCAGCACUCCUGAGAGUGUGCCUCUGAGGCCCUGCAGCCUGGAGCUCCCCGGCAGUGCCACCCCAGGUCCCUGCAGCCUGGAGCCCCCUGAGAGUGUGCCUCUGAGGCCCUGUAGCCUGGAGCCCCUUAGCAGUGCCACCCCAGGGCCAAGUGCCCUGGAGCCCCCCAGCAGUCUGGAGCCCCACAGCAGCGCAGCACCAGGUCCCUGCAGCCUGGAGCCCCCCGACAGUGCCACCCUGGUUUCCUGCAGCCUGGAGCCCCCCAGCAGUGCAGCGCCAGGUCCCUGCAGCCUGGAGCCCCUUAGCAGUGCCACCCCAGGGCCAAGUGCCCUGGAGCCCCCUGAGAGCACCACCCUGGGGCCCUGCAGCCUGGAGCCCCCUGAGAGCACCACACCAGGUCCCUGCAGCCUGGAGCCCCCCAGCAGCACCACACCAGGUCCCUGCAGCCUGGAGCCCCCUGAGAGCACCACCCUGGGGCCCUGCAGCCUGGAGCCCCCCAACAGUACCCCCUUAGGACUCUAUACCCCAAGGCCCUGUGGCAGCAUCGCACUGGGUUCCCCUGGCAGCGCUACCCCAGCGUCCUGCAGCCUGGGGUCCCCCGGCACCAGCUCCACCCCACAGGAAGCCCCCUUCCAUGGGUGGCGAGUGGCACUCACUGACCUCACCAGCAGCCCCACAGCGCCCGUCAGCCUCUCCUGCAGCCUGGUGGCAUCCGAGCCCCCAGGCAGCCAUGGGGAUUCCAGCCUGGCACCCUGCAAAGGCACCUCCAGGGGUGCUGCGUCGCCAGCCCCCUCCCCUCCGGGGCAGGCCCCCCCUGAGCCCUCGCCCACCAAGGUAGAGGAGUUGGAGCCCGCAGGGCCAGAGCCAGCGGCCACCCUUGUCCCCUCGCCUGAGCUGGCCCUGAGUGCUGUGUCCUGGAUGAUGCCACUGGCAUGGCUGGAGAAGAGCCUCAACUCCUCGUCCCUGCUGGAGUCCCUGCGGCAAAGCCUGCCCCUGCCCGUGCUGCAGCAGGAUGCUGGCACCAGCAUCACCCCCGUGCCCACUGUGGCCACCGGGACCUUCAUGACCCCGCGGGACCUGCUGGAGAGGAGCAUCAACACGUCUGCGGAUGGGCCUGCUCGCGCCAAGGACAGCGCUGCCGAAACAGACUGUCUGCUCUGGCACUGUCCCCGGGAGCAGCUGAAGUCCCUGCCGCGAGCGGAGCUGGAGGGGCGGCUGGAGAGCACCCUCAUCAUCAUCGAGGCGCUCUCGCUGCAGCUGCGCGGCUGGCAGGAGAGCCGGCGGCCGCUGCCCGGCGUGGGGCCGGCCGAGCAGAGGGACGCGUUCGCCCAGACAGAUGUCACCCACCCCGAAGGGAGCGCCUGGGCUGAGCAGUGCCUCCUGUUUCGGGGCCUGGCGGACGCCGCUCUCGGGAGCCUGCGGGACGAUCGGGGAGCCCUGGCCCGGGAGCGCGAGCAGCUGAGGAGCGUGGCGGCCCGGUGCAAGGCCGUGCUGCAGAGCGUGCCCGGCAAGCUGCGGAGCUGCCUGGAGGAGCGGGACGCCGCGGGGCGGCGAGCGGACGAAGCCCUUCGAGCCAAGGAGGAGGGAGAUCGCUUUCUGGAGGCCUUCCGCUCCCACGCCACCACGCAGAUCAGCAUGCGGGAGCAAAGCCUGGCCUCCCAGAGAGAGCUGGGCACGCUGCUGGCAGAGACCAUCGACCAGCAGGCAUCUCUGGCUGCUGAGUCCCAGCCCUUCCGGGAAUUCAUAGACGUCACCUUUGAAAACCUGCGGGGGGAAAGGAGGGCCCUGGGCGAGGAGCGAGACCAAGUGAGGUCCCUGGUGUCCCGGUGCAAGGCCAUGCUGCAGAGCGUGCCUGGCAAGCUGCAGAGCUGUCUGGAGGAGCGGGACGCCAUGAGGCAGCGAGCAGAUGAAGCCCAUCAAGCUAGGGAGGAGGCCUCCCGGCAGCUGGAGGAGGCAUUGGGGGCACUGCAGGACUCGGUGGCUCAGGUCGAGCAGCUGACGGUGGCCAACUCACGCCUCAGUGCAGACCUGAGCAGCCAGAUGAAGGAGCUGGCCGGCCUGCAGCAGGAGCGGGACGCGCUGCGGCAGGAGAACGAGGACUCCAGGGAGGAGGCAGCCUGGCUGGCGAGGGAGAGGGACGCCCUGCAGCGGGAGCGAGACGGGCUGUGCCAGGAGCUGCGGGAGAUGACGGAGUGCCGGGAGUUCAUCGACCAGGAGAACCGCAUGUCCCGCACGCAGCUGAUGGAGGCAGAGGCCAAGCUGAAGUCCACGCUGGCCGUCCUGCGGGAGCGCAGCCUGCAGCACGAGGAGCUGAAGGACUCGCACCAGUGCCUGCAGGAAGAGCAGGCUGCUCUCUGCAGGGAGCUGGAGAGCACGAAGGCCGAGCUCCAGGACCUGCAGCUCAAGAGGGCCAAGGUCUCACAGUGCUCUGCGGACAUCGCCGAGAGCAAGAUGAGGCUGCAGGACCUCGCCGACUGUCUCAGAGCUGCCCUGCAAGAGGGGGAUGACAGCGCCCCGUCGAGAAGCAGAGCCUGGACCCCAGCCCCGCGGACGCCGGGCUGGCAGACGCCCCGCGGCGCAUGGACCCCCGCCUGCCGCACGCCGGCGUGCCGCACGCCGUACCGCGCCGGGGACUCCUUCGUGGGCAGCGUCUUAAAAGCAGCAGCAGGGAAAGAUGCCGACGAAGCCACCGGAGGCGGGAGCGCGUUUACCAGGGUCGAACCUGCCUCUACACCAAAGCAAAGAGAGCCCGAGGACGGCCUGCUGGAGAGUGUGAGGGAGCUGAGGACCGCCGUCUCUGACCUUGCUGCGCUGAGCUCCCGCGUCCAGGAGCUGGAGCAGAGCGAGUUCGAGGCGCUGCAGACGGAGAUCUCCAACCUGCACCUGAGGCUGGAGAUGGUGACUGCCGAGAGCCAGGAGAAGACAGACGCCCAGGCCGCCACCAUCGCCAAGCUGAACAAGGCCUUGAGGGGCAAGCUACAGAACGAGAAGGAGCUGCAGGACGUUGUGAAACAGCAGGAAGAGAAGAUGCUGCAACUCAUCGACAAGAGUGGGGAAGUCAUGAGGCUGAAGGGAGAGGUCUCCCAGCUGAAGCGCUCGCUCCAGCGUGCCGAGACGGAGGCCAAGGUGCUGUGGGAGGAACUGCGAGGGCAGGAGCCCAAGGUGGAUGCUGCCUGCGUCCAGGAGCGAGUGCUGCUGCGGCAGGAGGUGGACAAACUGCGGCUGCUGCUCCUGGAGAAAGAGGAUGAAAGCUCGCUGCUCUCAAACAAGUACCUGGAGCAGAUUCGAGGCCUGGAGCUGAGGCUCUGCCAUGCGCAGAAGGGGCUGAGGAACCAGGAGGAGAUGCAGGAGAAGAUGAGAGAGGUCCUGUCGUCCAUCCCCGAGGCGGCAGCAGGCUCCCAGGAGCUCCGCAGCCUGCUCCGAUACCUGGGCCUGAAGCCGGCCAGCGGCAGCAGGGACUCUGUGGACCUGCUAUAGCCUGUAGCAUGAAAUGCUCCGGUUCUUAACGAUGUAAUUAUUUAUUGAGUAAAGUUUG
Messenger RNA from Rhea pennata, 4135 nucleotides. RefSeq names its product sperm associated antigen 5 (gene SPAG5). The record is from RefSeq and is a predicted model, not a curated record. The coding region runs from base 1 to 4077 and encodes 1358 amino acids. Lineage: Eukaryota; Metazoa; Chordata; Aves; Rheiformes; Rheidae. The transcript has 23 exons. Gene Ontology annotation, biological process: cell division; regulation of attachment of spindle microtubules to kinetochore.